Cooperia oncophora is the source of this 369-nucleotide messenger RNA. Lineage: Eukaryota; Metazoa; Nematoda; Chromadorea; Rhabditida; Trichostrongylidae. The record is from the annotation of a GenBank genome assembly.
AUGGGCUGGACGUGGUAUCUGGCAAAUGACCUUCAGCUACAUUACGUGGUCGCUCCUAUCUUAUUCAUUUCUUUUGCCAAAAGUAUCCGCUGGGGAAUGUUGUUCGGAGGACUGAUGAUGGCAGGUUCUUCAAUUAUUCAACUGUGGAUUGUUCUUCAGAACGACUAUCCACCGGCUCCACUUCUCACCACUAAACUUCAAAUCGUGAAAACGCUGGAUGCCUACUGGAAAGAUGUCUAUGUGAGACCGUAUGUUCGUUGUGGACCAUUUAUUGUAGGCGUGACCGUCGGAUACCUUUUGAAUUUCUUGAGUUUAAACCGAAACGACACCGUCGUCAGAAUACCAAAGGUCAGUAGUACGUUCCGUUGA